This is a messenger RNA of Sebastes umbrosus (honeycomb rockfish), 1945 nucleotides long. Its product is annotated as transformer-2 protein homolog alpha-like. Gene Ontology annotation, cellular component: spliceosomal complex. The record is from RefSeq and is a predicted model, not a curated record. The transcript has 8 exons. Gene Ontology annotation, molecular function: RNA binding. NCBI's taxonomy places the organism in Eukaryota, Metazoa, Chordata, Actinopteri, Perciformes, Sebastidae. Bases 166 to 1065 code for a protein of 299 amino acids. Gene Ontology annotation, biological process: positive regulation of mRNA splicing, via spliceosome.
CCGGAACCGGAAACGAUCCGUGCAGAACGGUUUAGUUCGUCGCUUAGCCUAGCUGCUAGCGUAGUCCACUGUGCGGUAAACUCGUCAGUCGACAAGUUAAAUCGGUCGUUUAGAGUCUGUGUAUCACGUACCUUACACAUCUGCUGUGUCUAGUUUAAUACUAACAUGAGCGACAACGAGAAAGAGUUUAGGGAGCAGGACUCGCCUGGCUUAAGGAGUGUGUCUCCUCGGGGCUCAGCAAAAUCCAGCAGCCGCUCACCAGCACAAUCAAAAGAUGGCUCCCGCCACUCCAGGUCCAGAUCCCGAUCCCGAUCACGAACCAAAUCCAGGUCCCGUUCCCAUCGAAGCUCACGCAAGCACCACUCCCGCUCUCGUUCCCGCUCCCACCGACGCCGAUCCAGGAGCCGAUCUCGUAGCUGGGAGUACCGCCGGCAUAGGAGCCAUAGCCGCUCCCCCAUGUCAAAUCGUCGCAGACACAUUGGCAACAGGGCAAACCCAGACCCCAACAGCUGUCUGGGUGUGUUUGGACUGAGUCUGUACACCACUGAGAGGGAUCUGAGGGACGUUUUCUCUAAAUACGGCCCUUUGAGCAACGUCAACAUUGUGUGUGACCAGCAGUCGCGUCGCUCAAGAGGCUUUGCCUUUGUCUACUUUGAAAACUCUGAGGACUCCAAGGAGGCUAAGGAGCGCGCUAACGGGAUGGAGCUCGAUGGGCGCAGGAUUCGAGUGGAUUUCUCCAUCACAAAACGAGCCCAUACACCCACUCCUGGAAUCUACAUGGGACGUCCCACAUAUGGUGGUGGCGGCGGUAGCAGCAGCGGCGGCGGUGGUGGUGGUGGCGGUGGCGGUGGUGGUAGUAGCAGCAGUGGUGGUUCAUCGCGGCGUACCUCGAGGGACUACGACAGGGGCUACGAAAGAGGUUAUGACAGAAGUUAUGAGCGUGACUAUGAACGCUAUGACGACAGAGAGUACAGAUCAUACAGACGCAGAUCUCCAUCUCCUUACUACAGCAAAGGGUACCGCUCACGAUCCCGAUCCCGAUCUUACUCGCCACGUCACUACUGAGGACUGAGAGAAGAGUCAACAGUUUAUUAUUCAGAUACUUGUCUUUUUUAUGUUUUUUUGACCUCAUUAUGUGAUAUGAAUCCUGGAUUUGUUAAUGUAUUGAAGGUUUGAAAAAUGUUCCUAAAGAAGCAGUCUGUCUGAGCACCACAAUGUCCGUAGUGAAUUUAUCGUUACCAAAUUUGUAGUCAGAUUCUUGAAAAAGAAAAUAAUCUAAAAUGCCAGAAAAUAGGUUCAAGUGGAAAUGAGCUAUACUUGUUCAUUCGCUCAAGGCCUAACUUUUCCCCUCACUUUGGGGGAAAAUAUGUGCAGACAUUUUUGGGUAUCCUUCUUACAGCUAACAAACAGGAAUUGAAAACAAAACUUGUUUGGUGGUGGUAAUUAAACGAAGGGCUGGCUUGUUUAUGCUUGGCUCAACAGGUUUGUUUUUAUAUAAACAGGAUUUUUUGUGGCAGUUAUAUUACAGUUCCUCAUGUUGCUGUUUGUAUGUAGUUGGUUUCUUAAACUGUCAAGAUCCCAGUUUGUUUUAAAUACCAUGUUUCUUUUUAACUCUGUGUUUUCCUGUUGGAAAGUACUUUUUUGGGGUGUUGUACCUUCAAAAAUAAAAAUUGACUUUGGUCAUUUGCUCUGUUGUUUAGUAACAGUGUGUUGUACACUGUAAUGGCUACAUUGCCCCAUGGUUUUGGAGGCAGGGAUGCUGCAGGUAUUGUACAAUGAAGUUCCAUCAAACAUUUAUUUUGAAUUUAUUUGCCGUUUUUUUUCUUGACAAAUAAAAAAUAUUACAGCUAUGACUUCAUGCAUGCACCCUCAUAUGACAUGAGUGAUCUUCCAUAAUUAAACCCUGUUGUGACACAGUUUGAGUCGAUUAAAGUCUUUAACAGAA